CUCGGAGGUCGCCUCCAUAUCGAGCACCUUUCUGAGAAGUUUUUCCACGGAGUUCGCACCACAACUGAAAACAGGGAAACUCCUUGCCCUUCCGAGUACAAGUCCCUCCACCAUCUCGCCCAUUUUGCCUGACGCGGAAAGACCCAGCGAGCACCGGCUUCGAGAGGCUUCGUCGGUCUUUGCCAGCGCCCGAUGAUAUAAGCGAGAACAGGCGAAGCGAGGCCGAGCAGAACCGCCAGGACAUAUGGGCCCUUCCUACACGGCUACAAAUACAAGAACACGCGCAAGCACAAGGACGGGCACCUCAGCUUGUUUGUUUGAACCUCAUCCUCUCUCCAUUUCCUCCUCCUCUUUCAUUCAGACAUUGAGUAAACCAUCACUAGUUUAUUGACACACGGAGGAGCUCCAGAACCAUGGCAGACACUCAGGAAGAGGAAGAACGUUACCUAGAAUCACAUCAGGGCACAUCCUCCAAGCUCCUACGCCCAGUCAAUGCCUUUCUCAAAGAAUUGGGCCUCGUGACCCUCUACCACUCUCCGUUCGACACAAAAAUCCUCAUUUUCCAGCGCUUCGUCCGCCUCUUCGCCUACGGCGGCUCAACCUUGAUCCUUGCCUCCUACCUCUCCGACCUAGGCAACCAAGAUGCCCGGAUCGGCUUGUUCAUGACCCUGACCCUAGUCGGCGAUGUGUUUAUUAGUUUCCUACUGACCCUGAUCGCCGACCAAUUGGGGCGGAGGUGGAUUCUGGUCCUGGGAGCCGCAUUGAUGUCGGCAAGCGGCGUGGUGUUUGCCCUGAGUGGGAACUAUUGGAUAUUGCUGGCCGGAGCCAUUCUGGGUGUAAUAAGUCCUGCAGGUAAUGAAAUCGGGCCCUUCCGCGCCAUCGAGGAGUCCACCAUCGCCCAUCUGACCGCCAGUGUCGAUCGCAGCGACAUUUACGCCUGGUACUCUCUCAUCGGAACCGCGGGGACAGCGUUGGGAUUCGUUGGAUGCGGCUGGAUCAUCACGCUGCUGCAACAGAAAAAGCACUACGACUCUAUCCAGGCGUACCGCAUCAUUUUCUUCAUCUACGCCGUCGUCGGGGUGGUCAAGUUGUGCCUGGCCCUUAUGCUGAGUAAGGAUUGCGAGGUUGAUGCUCAGCCAAAGUCCGCCAACGCAACCGAGACGGCGCCCUUGCUGGGCAAUGACCGAGGAGCGCAUAACAAGGACGACGACCUUCAGAAGAAGCGACGAUGGAGGCUCCUCCCUGAUAUCAGCAAAGAGAGCAAAGUUGUCUUGGUGCAGUUGUGUGUUUUGUUCGCCUUUGACAACUUCGCUUCCGGAUUGGCGCCAUUAUCAUGGGUGACCUACUUUUUCAAGCGCAAGUUCGACCUGCCCGAGGGCAAGCUUGGGUCGAUCUUCUCCAUCACAGGCAUCAUCUCUGCGCUGUCCAUGCUCAUGGCGUCCUCCAUUUCCAAGAGGAUAGGGAACGUCAAGACCAUGGUCUUCACCCACCUGCCCUCGGCGAUCUGCCUCGCCCUGAUUCCCAUCCCAUCCACGCUCCAGGGAGCCCUCGUUUUCCUCAUCGGCCGUGCAUGCACACAAGUCAUGGACGUGGCCCCACGCUCUGCGUUCCUCGCGGCCAUUGUUCUCCCCCACGAACGCACCGCCGUCAUGGGAACCAUCAACGUCGUCAAGACGUGUGCGCAGAGCAUGGGCCCCGUCAUCACCGGCGUCCUCGGGACCAAGAACCACUUCUGGGUAGCCUUCGUCGCGGCGGGGUCCUUGAAGGCGACGUAUGAUUUGGGACUGCUGGCCGUGUUUGCAGAGCGGAAGAGCCGCGAAGAGAGAAUAUCGGAACGCGGGGAUGAGGAGCGGCACGGGGCGACGUCGAGCGCCCGAUGAAGAAAAUGUAAUACAGCAUGGCCAUCGUUGCUUUGGGCAAUUGGCUGCUCGGAAAAGUCAAGUAUCUCGUUAGACCAAUGUACACCACAAAAUAGAGCCAGGGACGACGUUUAGGAUUAAGAGGCCGGAAGAAAUUAUGUUGGUCAACUCCGCUAGCGAGAGUUCCAGCCGUCGGAGUAGUGCUCCUGGAGCAGCCGAUGUUCCCUCGCGUUAUGUAAAUGGUAUGUAGUUAUAGAGCAAGGAUAUAAGAAAAGGACGGAGGCAAUGGCAUUUGG
Molecule: messenger RNA, 2155 nt
Organism: Cladophialophora immunda
Lineage: Eukaryota; Fungi; Ascomycota; Eurotiomycetes; Chaetothyriales; Herpotrichiellaceae
Exons: 4
Coding region: 414-1880 (488 amino acids)
Biological process (GO): transmembrane transport
Cellular component (GO): fungal-type vacuole membrane
Molecular function (GO): transmembrane transporter activity
Source: RefSeq, a predicted model, not a curated record